Molecule: messenger RNA, 1481 nt
Organism: Gadus morhua (Atlantic cod)
Lineage: Eukaryota; Metazoa; Chordata; Actinopteri; Gadiformes; Gadidae
Product: caspase-3
Exons: 7
Coding region: 10-963 (317 amino acids)
Biological process (GO): proteolysis; apoptotic process; neuron differentiation
Cellular component (GO): cytoplasm; death-inducing signaling complex
Molecular function (GO): cysteine-type endopeptidase activity
Source: RefSeq, a predicted model, not a curated record
CGUGAUUGGAUGGCCGCUGACAGGGAGCGCUUCCUCGUCUCGGUCUUUACAUUUCACCACUCACCUUCGGUCGCGUCUGAACGAAUAACCAUGUCAGAGAACCGUGGCGAUGCAGAGGAGCGAGGAGACAGUGUGGACGCCAAAAUCUGGUCUAUAAGGCGAGGUGGCUCCGAGGUUCCUGAUGGGACUGAGAAGGCGGGGCGAGGGGGAAAAGCUGAAGCCGCGUCGGCGGACCCCUACCGCUACAGAAUGGACUACCCCAGCAUAGGAACCUGCGUGAUCAUCAACAACAAGAACUUCCAUAAGAGCACGGGCAUGAACAUUCGUAAUGGCACCGACCUAGACGCGGGGGGUGCGAUGAAGACCUUCUCCGAUCUGGGCUACAAGAUGAAGAUGGCCAAUGACCUUACGGUGGCAGAGUUGGAGAAGCUGCUCCUCUCCGUGUCCAAGGAGGACCACAGUGGCUCCGCCUCCUUUGUGUGCGUGCUGCUGAGCCACGGCGAUGAAGGGAUCUUCUACGGGACGGACGGCUUCACCGAGCUCAAGAAGCUGACGGGAAUGUUCCGCGGCGACCGCUGCAAGACUCUGGUGGCCAAGCCCAAACUCUUCUUCAUACAGGCCUGCCGUGGCACCCAUUUGGACGAAGGCAUUCAGACUGACAGCUCCUGCGACCAAUCAUCGGAUAGGAUUCCCGUGGAGGCGGACUUCUUGUAUGCCUACUCCACCGCUCCAGGCUACUACUCUUGGAGGAACACUACCAACGGCUCCUGGUUCAUGCAGGCGCUGUGCGAGAUGCUGAAGAAGCACAGCAGCCAACUGGAGCUGAUGCAGAUUAUGACGCGGGUCAACAACAAGGUGGCGCUGGACUUUGAGUCGGCCUCCAGCACGCCAGGCUUCAGCGCCAAGAAGCAGAUCCCGUGCAUCAUGUCCAUGUUGACCAAGGACUUCUACUUCCCUUGUUAGUCGUAAAAUGAUGGCUGGUUUUGAAACCGUUCAAAUUGAUUAUGGGUGUUCGACUACUGGUGCUGAGGAGAUUAUUGGCUGGGUUUUUGUUUCUAUGAUGAAUGUAUGGGAUGAAUCUGGUGCUGGAUGUCGCUAUGUGUGUUCGCUUCCUUAGCUUCUUUUGAUGUACUGUACUUUACUUUAUUGUGAUGGUGUAAUCUGCACCGUCAAGGUGGAGGUUAGAAGCUGGCCACAUUUGGAACAGAACAGAAAUUUAUUUUAAAAUUUUAGUAUUGAUAAUUAUACAAUCAUUGCUAUUCGGUUAUCUGUGUCUUGAAUACACUCAAAUUGUAUCCAUUCCAAAGUGAAACAAAGUAUUUGUGCUUGACUCGAAUUUGAUUGUUGUUGUAUGCUUGCAAAACAAUGUUUUGAAAUGUUUGGUUUAGGAUUAUUAUAUUAUAAAAUAAGAUUAUUUAUCCUCGGUUUUUAGUAGCGGUUUAUGAACAGUCUUAAUAAAAAACAACACAGAAUGAUGAGCA